GCAGAGUAGGAUCAGUCAGUCAUUCAAUGGCUGCAGCAGCAGCAGCAGUAGCAGCAGCUAGGGCUUCUUAGCCCGUCUGGGCAGGGGACCUGAGAUGAGACCCAUUGGGUUCUGGAAUCCUUCAAGCGUGCAGCUGCCCAAGCCUUGACCGUUGCCUUCUGACCAGUGUUCCCUAAAAGAAGAGAAAAUGGCUUGUGAAUCGGAAACCCUGAAUCCCAGCGCUCGGAUAAUGACCUUCUAUCCGACCAUGGAGGAGUUCCGGAACUUCAGUCGCUACAUUGCCUACAUUGAAUCUCAGGGAGCCCAUCGUGCAGGCCUGGCUAAGGUGGUUCCUCCCAAGGAGUGGAAGCCCCGAUCGUCCUAUGAUGAUAUUGAUGAUCUGGUCAUCCCUGCCCCCAUCCAACAACUGGUGACUGGGCAGUCUGGUCUCUUCACUCAGUACAACAUACAGAAGAAAGCCAUGACUGUCCGUGAGUUCCGCAAGACCGCGAACAGUGACAAGUACUGUACCCCACGCUACAGUGAAUUUGAAGAACUUGAGCGGAAAUACUGGAAAAAUCUCACGUUCAACCCCCCAAUCUACGGUGCAGAUGUGAAUGGCACACUCUAUGAAAAGCAUGUCGAUGAGUGGAAUAUUGGUCGCCUGAAAACAAUCUUAGAUUUGGUGGAGAAGGAGAGUGGGAUCACCAUCGAGGGUGUCAACACCCCUUACCUGUACUUCGGCAUGUGGAAGACGUCCUUUGCCUGGCACACUGAGGACAUGGACCUCUACAGCAUCAACUACCUGCAUUUUGGAGAGCCAAAGUCCUGGUACUCGGUUCCUCCGGAGCAUGGGAAACGUCUGGAGCGCCUUGCCAAAGGCUUUUUUCCGGGAAGCUCCCAAAGUUGCGAGGCUUUCCUCCGCCAUAAGAUGACCUUGAUUUCUCCUUUAAUGCUGAAGAAAUACGGAAUUCCCUUUGACAAGGUAACUCAAGAGGCUGGAGAAUUUAUGAUCACUUUCCCUUACGGUUACCAUGCGGGCUUUAACCAUGGCUUCAACUGUGCCGAGUCCACCAAUUUUGCUACCCGGCGGUGGAUUGAGUAUGGCAAACAAGCUGUGCUGUGCUCCUGCAGGAAGGAUAUGGUGAAGAUCUCCAUGGACGUAUUUGUGCGGAAGUUCCAGCCAGAGAGGUAUAAGCUGUGGAAAGCUGGCAAGGACAGCACAGUGAUCGACCACACUCUGCCCACGCCCGAAGCAGCUGAGUUCCUGAAAGAAAGUGAGCUGCACCCCAGAGCUGCACAUGAGAGCGCCUGCUCCGAGGAGGACAUGGCAGGGGUGGAGGAUGGCGAGGAGGGUGACUCGAAGAAGAGCCUCUCCAAGCACCGGAUAGGCACCAAGAGGCACCGGAUUUGCCUUGAGAUCCCACAGGAGGUGAGCCAGAGCGAACUCUUCCCCAAGGAGGAACUGAGUUCUGGACAGUAUGACCUGGCGGAGUGUGCAGCCACCCACAGCUCUGUCCGGCCGGUGGAGGAUGGCCUCACCUUCCCAGAUUAUCCUGACUCCACAGAUGUUAAGUUUGAAGAGCUGAAGAAUGUCAAACUAGAAGAGGAAGAGGAGGAAGAUGAGGAUGAUGAGGAAGAUGAUGAUGAUGAUGAUGACAAUGAUGACGAUGAUGAGGAGGAGCAAGAGCAAGAAGCGGCCGCCUUAGAUCUUUCUAUAAAUCCUGUGCCUGUAGUGGGGCGCCUUGCCUUUUCAGGCUCUAAAAAGAAAUCCUCCUCCAGCCUGGGCUCCGGGUCAUCCCAGGAGUCCAUUUCUUCUGACUCGGAAGCCAGUGAGCCCCAGUCAUGCCGAUCUCGGGGCCGGACAGGAGGCCUUCCUGUGCACACCUACUCUCGAGCGGAGCGGUGCCCGAGGAAGAAAGGCAGUGGUGCCUGCAGCAGCAGCGAGCCUGAGCUGGCUGAGGUUGAUGAUGAAUACAUAUUUCCUCUGAAGGAGAGUAAGAAGUCCAAGGGCCGCCGGCAGCCCUUGAGCAAACUUCCCCGCCAUCACCCGCUGGUGCUGCAGGAUUGUGUCAGCGAUGAUGAGACAUCUGAGCAGCUGACCCCCGAGGAGGAGGCAGAGGAGACAGAGGCCUGGGCCAAGCCCUUGAGCCAGCUGUGGCAGAACCGACCCCCGAAUUUUGAAGCUGAGAAGGAAUUUAAUGAGGCCAUGGCCCUGCAGGAGCCUCACUGCUCCAUCUGCAUGAUCUUUCAGACAUAUCAUCAGGUCGAGUUCGGCAGCCUGACCCAAAGCUGUGGGAAGGCUGCAGAUUCAGCGCCCCAAAGGACCAAGCCAUUGAUUCCGGAAAUGUGCUUCACCUCGAUCGGCUGCAGCACUGACAUCAACCUUUCCACCCCUUACCUGGAGGAGGACGGCACCAGCCUCCUUGUUUCCUGCAAAAAGUGCAGCGUCCGCGUGCAUGCCAGCUGCUACGGUGUUCCCCCGGCUAAGGCCACUGAGGACUGGAUGUGCUCUCGGUGUUCGGCCAACGCCCUGGAGGAGGACUGCUGCUUGUGCUCGCUACGAGGAGGAGCCUUGCAGAGGGCCAACGAUGACAGGUGGGUUCAUGUCUCCUGCGCGGUAGCCAUCCUGGAAGCCAGGUUCGUCAACAUCGCAGAAAGAAGCCCAGUGGACGUCAGCAAGAUCCCCCUGCCCCGCUUUAAGCUGAAAUGUGUCUUCUGUAAGAAGCGGAGGAAAAGGGCUGCUGGCUGCUGUGUGCAGUGCUCUCAUGGCCGCUGCCCCACUGCCUUUCAUGUGAGCUGUGCUCAGGCCGCCCGAGUGAUGAUGCAGCCUGACGACUGGCCUUCCGUUGUCUUCAUCACCUGCUUCCGGCACCGGAUUCCAAAUUUGGAGCGUGCCAAGGGGGCCCUGCAGAGCAUCACCGCGGGCCAGAAGGUUAUUAGCAAGCACAAGAAUGGGCGCUUCUACCAGUGUGAGGUGGUCACGCUCACCACUGAGACCUUCUAUGAAGUCAACUUUGAUGAUGGCUCCUUCAGUGACAAUCUCUAUCCUGAGGAUAUAGUGAGCCAAGACUGUCUCCAGUUGGGUCCUCCUGCUGAAGGCGAAGUGGUCCAAGUGAGAUGGACUGAUGGCCAAGUCUAUGGAGCCAAGUUUGUGGCCUCCCAUCCCAUCCAAAUGUACCAGGUGGAGUUUGAGGAUGGCUCUCAGCUUGUGGUUAAGAGAGAUGAUGUGUAUACGCUGGACGAAGAGCUUCCCAAGAGAGUCAAGUCCAGACUGUCUGUAGCCUCAGACAUGCGCUUCAAUGAAAUUUUCACAGAGAAAGAAGUUAAGCAGGAAAAGAAACGACAACGAGUCAUCAACUCAAGAUACCGGGAAGAUUACAUUGAGCCUGCGCUCUACCGGGCAAUCAUGGAGUAGGUGCUCCUGGAUGUUAUUGGGCAGUUGCCAAGGCUAGAGCACCCAGAGAAGCUCCGCAUCGCAGAUGCUUGGAACUCUGCGGCCUCUAAAAAGUGAAAUUGUAAAAAAGAAAAGGAAUGAAAUAACCAACCCCAUGAUCUUCUCAUCCCACCCUCACCGCAUUCCGCUGUAGUGGAAGGACCAGCCACUCAUGGACGCAUCUCUCAGUCAAGGGGUGAACACUGGAGCAUGUGACUGCCCUGGUCGUCUGUGCUGGGCCUGAUGGUGCCAGUGGCACUGCUUGGCCUGCUCCUGGCAUAGGACUUAGUUUCCCAGGAUCCACCCACUCCAGCUAGGCAGAUGCUGGUGCCUUCCCUUUUUGUAUUUAUAUGUGUGUGUGUGUGUGUGUGUGUGUGUGUGUGUGCGUGCGCGCGCGCGAGCGAGCGCAUACGUAUUUUCUUGCGCUCACCUGUGCAUUUGAUCUGGAUCAGCCUCUGCCAUCUUCUCUCUUCUUUUUCCCUUGCCUGUCCUGGCCCAGAAAAAUGUGAAAUUCUGUCCUCAGCUGAGCUGAGUAAAAGCCCUUGGGUUGGGGGGGUGGGGGUUAGCUGGAGACUGGUGUGGCAUGUCUGUUUCUGGAACCUGUCUCAAGGUAGUGCUGACAACUGUAGUAUUGAGAGGCUGAGGAGUAAGGGCCACCUCUGUCCUCUCCCGAGCAUGGAUAUGUGCCCACAUCACUGGAGGCACAGUGCCCUGUGGCUCAGUAUUAGAGGGUAUGUGUGGGUAAUAAUAGCCUAGAGGGAAAAUUGAAUGAUGCAAACAGGCAGAGCCUGGUGGGUGAUUCUGGAAAAAAAAAAAUUGCAAUCAUGUAGGGGCUGGGAGGGUUUGGAUGAAUAUGGGGCUAUUGGAAACCAGGGGCAGGGUUAGCUAGGCUCCUGGUCGGGGUGAGGGAGGGAGCCAUUUGGGGAGGGGGGUGGUGGGCAAUACUGAAGGGGUUUUUGCUCUUAAUGAAUUUGUUUGCCUGGGCCCAGGAUGGGAGGGCUUCACACCUAUACCCCGUGUAUACAAGAAUCAGAUUUAUAAUACUUUUCCUGUUUUUUGUUUUUUGUUACAUAUGAACGCUAUAAACCAAACUAUUUUGAAAACUGGUGCAUCACCUUGUCCUUAGCAAUAAAAUGUGUC
Suncus etruscus (white-toothed pygmy shrew) is the source of this 4555-nucleotide messenger RNA. RefSeq names its product lysine demethylase 4A (gene KDM4A). Gene Ontology annotation, molecular function: histone H3K9 demethylase activity; histone H3K36 demethylase activity. Gene Ontology annotation, biological process: chromatin remodeling. Lineage: Eukaryota; Metazoa; Chordata; Mammalia; Eulipotyphla; Soricidae. Gene Ontology annotation, cellular component: nucleus. The transcript has 22 exons. The coding region runs from base 188 to 3397 and encodes 1069 amino acids. The record is from RefSeq and is a predicted model, not a curated record.